AUGGAGAUCGAAAAGAUGCCCGUCUACAGACACCAGAUCCUCAGUGUGACUGGAGAAAUCCUGUGCAUUGAUGGUACAAGAAAAGUCCUCAAGAAGAUAUAUGGUGAUGGCCAGGGUACCAUGCAGUACGUCACCAGUGUACUGAACGAGUGGGGCCAGUUCUUGACGACAGUGGUGGUGGCAGCUGAGUCAGAGGGGUGCUACGCGCGCAUGGCGAAAGGUCUCAUUGCCCGGUUUCGACGUGCCAAUGCUCCUGCACCAAAAGUCAUUUAUGCAGACAACAACUGCUGUCGUGACAGCGGUUCCUCCUUUCUGGAGAGUCUGUUUGCUGACUGGGUACAGCAGGGUGCUGUGGUCAGACUGGACAUCCGACACUGGCUACAUCGCUGGGAUGCUGUUGUGAUCAAACAGAGCCAUGCCAAGUACGGGUUGUUCAUGAGUGCCUUGGCGGGUGCGGUGCUCGCCUACAACAAGACGGACAUGAUGCUCCUGGUCCAGGCUGUCAGGAGUGGCAACGCAGAGCUGUACGGCAGGUAUUCCGACGAGGAGAUGAUAGCCUUCCUCAAGCCUCACCAGGUCAGAUCGUAUGUGAGGCGCAUCACCCGUGGGGUUGUGGAGUCUGCUUUGGUGAUUGAGGCCAUCAUUGCCGAGUUCAGGGGACCAGCAGGCCUGGACAUUGAUGGAAUCCCCCUGUUCAAGUCAACAGAGGCAGUUGAUGCUCACUGGGCAACUGCAAGCAAGCAUCUCGGCUGCAUGCAGGAUCCCCCUGGCAUACAGCUGUAUGUGUCUGUGAAGGUUGUGGUGCUGAAUGGUGUUCGGCUCAACAAGUACAGGUGCCGGAGAGGCAGUAACUCUUUGGAGGGGUUGCACGCACACCUUUACAAUGCCAUACCUUCACAGAGAUGUGGGAUUAUGCCGUUCCAAGCAUACCUGAUGGCCUUUGCUGUGCAGUGGAACAACCGCAUGGCAUCACUCCGGGUUGCUGGCGGUCAGGGUCGGCAGACGUCAUGCAUGGACGCGCGGCAGAUCCAGCGCAUCAAUCAGCAGGCUGAGCUUCUGUUCGGCAAGGAGCACGUCCUGGAGCCCAACUUUGCUGCUCCACUGCCUGUCCCUGAUGCGUACGAGCACCCAGAUGAGGAGGAGCUCCUUGGCGUGGAGUAUGCCGUGUGCCAGUCUACCAGCUUCACGGCUAAAAAUUUCUAUGUGCAGAAAGUUGAGGAAGAGCAGUCUCGUGAGGAGGAGGAGGAGGAGUCUGAGGAGUCGGCUGAGACAGAUGAAGAUGAAGAGAUGGCAGAUGAGGGUCUUGGCAUGUCUGCAGAGUCAGAGGAGGAUCCUAUUGACAGCUUCUGCAGGAACCAUGCCAUCCUCACCAAGGCAGAACAGGUGGAGGAGGAGGACAGCCCCGCUCUGCAAGAUGUGCUCAUGACCCAGGGACAUCUGCAUCUGCCAGGAAUAGAAGAAGUGGAGGCACUGGCCUUGCUGCUCCUAGAACUGGUAGACGACAGCGACCGCCACCUAGUGGGGCUACACCCUGUUUGGCCGGUGUCUUGGGGCUGA
Centropristis striata (black sea bass) is the source of this 1557-nucleotide messenger RNA. RefSeq lists its product as uncharacterized. The coding region runs from base 1 to 1557 and encodes 518 amino acids. The transcript has 8 exons. Lineage: Eukaryota; Metazoa; Chordata; Actinopteri; Perciformes; Serranidae. The record is from RefSeq and is a predicted model, not a curated record.